This is a messenger RNA of Scylla paramamosain (green mud crab), 2816 nucleotides long. Its product is annotated as eEF1A lysine and N-terminal methyltransferase-like. Gene Ontology annotation, molecular function: S-adenosylmethionine-dependent methyltransferase activity. Lineage: Eukaryota; Metazoa; Arthropoda; Malacostraca; Decapoda; Portunidae. The record is from RefSeq and is a predicted model, not a curated record.
UCGAAUCAAAACAAACAACACGUGGAAGAGGGAGGAGAGAGGAAUUGUGAUAAAAGUAGUAAUAAGAAGAAUAAUUAGAAGUGUUUGAGUGAAGAGAUAAGUGGAGGAAGGAUUGAUAAUGAGUGGGUAAGGGAGAAGAGGUAAUGAAGAGGAAGUGAAAGAAAAUAAAGAGGAAGAGGACGAGGUGGCAGACAGAAAAUUACGGAAAUCAAACGAAAGAAGGAAAUAAGGAAUAAAACAGGAGGAGACAGUGAUCAAUAGAAGAAGAACAAGAAUAAGGAAUAGAAGAAGAUAAAGAAACUGUGAUAGAUAGAAGAACGAGAAGAGGAGAAAGAAGAAAAAAAAUAAAUAAAUGAACAAGAAUAGGGAAACUACGACAGACAAAGCGAAUAGAGAAAUAGAACAAUAACAAGAAGCAGCAACGAUAAUAAACACAAGAAGAAGAGGAAGAAGAAAAUAAACAACAAAAAUGAGUCUUUUACCUAAAACAUACCAGGAAUUUAGCUCAAAACAUUAUUGGAACACUUUCUUCACCCGACGUGGAGAGAAGGCCUUUGAAUGGUAUGGGGAAUAUACAGAACUGUGUGGGCUGUUACAUAAAUAUAUACGACCUAAUGAUGAGGUUCUGGUGGCUGGCUGUGGCAAUUCGAUCCUCAGUGGUGAUUUAUAUAAGGUUGGAUACAGGAACUUAACAAACAUCGACAACAGUGAGGUGGUGAUUAGGCAGAUGAAGGAGAAGCACAAAGCCGACUGUCCCAGCAUGCAGUGGGUGAAAAUGGACCUCUCUGCAAUGGACUUCGAAGAUGGUGCGUUCUCCUGCGUACUAGAUAAGGCGGCUCUGGAUGCUGUGAUGACCGACGGCUCCGCUGAUGUGGUGGCUUUCGUCAAUAAGUAUUUAAGUGAAGUGGAGCGAGUGUUGAGGGUCGGAGGUCGGUUCGUGUGUGUGUCCCUUCUCCAGGAGCACAUCUUGAAACACGUAUUAAACUGGUUCCCGAGUCGUGGCUGGAUGGUUCGUGUUUGCAGAUGUGAGGACGCAGAGAGAUCCCAAGGCGACUCCAGUACCUUUCAGUUUCCCGUUUUCUUUCUGGUCUGCACUAAGUUUAAACCGAUGCCAAAUUUCAAGCCGGUAGUGGAGGUGCAGCUGGGGGGGGAGGGGUGUGGUGGAGGGGUGCAGCGUGUGGCGGAUGUGGCAGAGGUGGUGGAGAGAGUGGUAGAAUUGCAACAGUAUGCGUUUCUCAGACAUAAUAUGCAUACCAAGUCCCUGGCAGGCGAAGAGGUCAGUGUACAGCUGUGUGACCCGACCUCAGGCUGCACGCGUUACACCCUCCAUGUUGUCGACUCGAAAGAACUUGGCAGAAGGAUAAAAUUUGCUGUGUUUAUUGUGCCCAGAGGAAGAGAGAGGGAGUGGCUGUUUGGCAGCCGGGGGCGGGAACAGCUGGCGGAGACUGCAGGGGUGUUACGUCUGUUAGUGGCACUGGUCCACCACAGUGCCGGCGCCCCCACCACCCUGCAGGGGAUUCAGGAUCAGCUGUCACCCUGCGUCAUGGAACUGGCACCCUCGAGGCUUCCCCCGGGCACUAAGGUGCCAUUCCUCUCAGUGGGGGAGGAGCUUGGGGAGGUCAAGGAGGUCGCGCGGGGUCACAGUGACCUCUCGGGGACCUUUGUGGUGGAGGACCUGUAUCCACCUGGAGCUCCACCAAUCAGGAGGCUUGUUUUCCUCGGCAACCAGGCUGUCGUCCAAUCAGAGGCCAGGAUUCUUGUGGACAAAGGAAAAGAGGAGAAGAACAGGAAGAAGAAGAAGAAGGGCCGAGGAGGAGGAGGAGGAGGAGGAGGAGGAGGAGGAGGAGGAGGAGGAGGAGGAAGAAAAAUAGACCAUUCUUUUCUCUCCUGUCAUCACCAUCUUGUUAUGUUAAGUGGAGUUGCUCUGGCUCCACCUACUGCCCCUGUGCUGGUGGUGGGGCUUGGUGGGGGUGCCCUGGCCUCAGCCCUCCACCACAGCUUCCCCCAGGUUGUGGUGGCAGUGGAGCUGGACAAAGCAAUGGUGGAGGUGGCCAGCAAUUGGUUUGACUUCAAGGUGGAUGAACGGAUGAAAGUGGAGGUUUGUGACGGACUGGACUACAUCAGACGGGCAGUGGAGGAAGGAUCUAAAUUCGGCGCCAUCUUGUUCGAUGUGGACUCAAAGGACACCUCUGUAGGACUCAGCUGUCCCCCUGCAUCCUUCCUGCAUCCUUCAUUUCUUCAGGACGUGUCUCGCUGCCUGGUGGAGGAAGGUCUUCUGAUAGUGAACCUGGUUUGUCGCGACCCUGACCUCCGCUCUGACGUGUUGAGGGAUGUCAAGUCAGUGUUUCCUUCAGUCCUCCUUCAGGAUAUCCCACAGGAGGUCAACUGCAUCCUACACUGUCUGCAGGAGCCCUUCAGGGACACGCAGGCCCUUAAAAUGAGGUUUGAGGAGAAGGUCAAAGGUCAAAGUGAUAAAUUUUGUGAAAGUUAUGGAAAAAAUGUGAAUGAUUUAAUUGAUAUGAUAAAGAAUGUGUCUGUUUUGUAGUGUGUGUGUGUGUGUGUGUGUGUGUGUGUGUGUGUGUGUGUGUGUGUCUGUCUGUCUGUCUGUCUGUCUGUCUGUCUGUCUGUCUGUCUGUCUGUCUGUCUGUCUGUCUGUCUGUCUGUCUGUCUGUCUGUGUCUCUCUCUCUCUCUCUCUCUCUCUCUCUCUCUCUCUCUCUCUCUCUCUCUCUCUCUCUCUCUCUCUCUCUCUCUCUCUCUCUCUCUCUCUCUCUCUCUCUUUUAAACAAAUAUUUACAGAAAAGCUUAAAAUUCCACG